Bipolaris maydis ATCC 48331 is the source of this 1620-nucleotide messenger RNA. RefSeq lists its product as uncharacterized. The record is from RefSeq and is a predicted model, not a curated record. Lineage: Eukaryota; Fungi; Ascomycota; Dothideomycetes; Pleosporales; Pleosporaceae. Gene Ontology annotation, molecular function: protein binding.
AUGUCGCUCCUUACGCUAAGUACAGAACUGCUCCAGUUAAUGGCGUCGUCCUUGAAGCAGCAAGAACUUCUUAAUUUAUCUCUCACAUGCAAGCGUCUGCGGUUGGCUACCGAGCCUGAGCUUUUUCGAGAGUAUAGCAAUGUGUCUCAAUUUCGCCGCUCAUUCUUGCCUUUCCUUAAACGAAUCAUCCAUCGCCCUGAGCUACGCAGACAUACUCGAAAGCUAAGUCUCAGAUCUUGGACUGCGCUCAAUACGUUACAGGAUAGAGGUCUUGAGUCGAACGAGACCCGAAAUGAGACCCGCAAUAAGCGGCAUGAGCACAUCAGUGCUCAGGGCGCAAAGCUCACCGCAGCGGAUUAUAUUCUGCUCGUCCAGGCCGCUAGAGAUGUCGAGGUGAUACAAGAAGAUGCAGAGCUUGACUGCAGUACCUGUAACAGCCAAAUUGUGAAUGAGACUAGAUGCGGUACUGCUACUGUUCUGCCGAAUCCCAACGGCGUGCACUUAUGCAACCGCACAUUUUGCGACCAGCUGCAUGCAGGCAGCGAAGACCCCCUCGUCGUACUCCUAGUUGCUUUGCUUCCGAACGUGAGAGAAAUUACUCUUGAUGGUGUGCCAGGCGAUAUGUAUGCCGUGAGCUGGCAGCCGAAGCACGGCUUUCCAGAGUUACGGACGCUGGUGGCGUGUGCAGUAGACGGCGAGCUGCAAUGGCCUCUUGAUUUCUUCCAACCACUACUAGCUUCAAGCAGACUGCGAGUCCUGAAGGCGUCCCACGCUACCUCGAGGCCUCCACAGCUCACCCGGCACCAGCCCAUGAUACAAGAACUUUCGCAGUUGGCUCUUGUGUCCAGAACACUGGUCCUAGAGCGGAUUGAAUUGGAGAAUUGUUGUCUACGAGUAUCAGACUUGCAGUCGCUGCUGCAAUGCUGUAGUGGUUUGAGAAGUUUCUUGUACACAACCAGGAGAUGUGGGCUUCGGCCUUGGAGCCCCUCGCCUGCUGAUUUUGUUGAGCUACUUAGACCCCAUGAGACCACGUUGCACACGCUUAUACUUGACGUGGACGUUCACUACUAUGAAGACAAGGUCGAUCAAAGGCGCGCACUUAUACAGUCUCUCUCACACAUGACGGCGCUCAAGGUUCUCGUCACUGCGCCAGAGAUGUGGCACUGUGUUGCAGUUGGAGAUGUUAUGGUCAUGGACAGCAACGUCAGGUGGGAAGAGUGGUGCCUAUCCAUGCGAGUUCCCCCAAACGUCGAGACACUCGUGUUUGGGUUGUCUGAGGCAGAGAUGACCGCAUCACCAAGUCAGCUCAGUGAUCUCAUUCUCAUGCGUACGUCAAUGCUCUCUUGUCUCAAGACUUUGUCUAUUGGCGGCAUAGAUCCGGUGUAUGUGGAAGUGGUCAAGCAGAUUCAUCUGGAUCUACAGCCUUUGAUAAACACUGGGCAGCAAGAGUUACAGGUUCAUGUAGGCUGUAUCUACGUGAGAUCUAUUUUUGACACGAGAGAGUGUCCCAACAACCGUUCUGAGGUGAUAUGGGUUGACAGGAUGUAUGUGGCAGUCCCUAGUGAGGCCUCUUUCUUCGAGCGAGCGUAUGAAAGAAUUCGUAGCGACAUAUUUAGAUAA